GUCUGGCAAACUAAAGGUCCCAGAGUGGGUUGACACUGUGAAGCUCGCCAGACACAAGGAGCUGGCUCCCUGUGACGACAACUGGUUUUACACCAGAGCAGCGUCCACAGCCCGCCACCUUUACCUGCGAGGAGGCGUGGGCGUGGGCUCCAUGAUCAAGAUCUACGGAGGGCGGCAGCGGAACGGCGUGUGCCCCGCCCACUUUAGCGUGGGCUCCAGGAACGUGGCGCGCAAGGUCCUGCAGGCUCUCGAGGGCCUCAAGAUGGUGGAGAAGGAUCCAAAUGGGGGUCGUCGGCUUACGGCUCAGGGCCACAGAGACCUGGACAGGAUUGCUGGUCAGGUGGCCUCAGCAAACAAGAAGCAGCGAAGUUUACAAAGCACCAUCUGAGGAAAGCAAGCAGAGAACACAGACCAGUGCAGUGAAAUGRAUUUAUCUUUUGUUUGUUUGCAAGUAUGCCUGCCUCCCACACUGCACUCCCCUCAGUAAACYGGAUUUCAUUCAUAUGCAUGACUCCAUGAGACAGUACAAUGCAAAUGAAAUGGAUUGGGGUUUUUUUGCACCAGUUUUUGCCUUAAAACCAAGAAUACAUAAUGACAAAAGGAGCAUGUUAAUGUAAAACUGUGACGACUGCAAACAAAAAACAAAACCAAUGCAUCCAA
Molecule: messenger RNA, 660 nt
Organism: Austrofundulus limnaeus
Lineage: Eukaryota; Metazoa; Chordata; Actinopteri; Cyprinodontiformes; Rivulidae
Product: 40S ribosomal protein S19
Biological process (GO): translation; ribosomal small subunit assembly
Cellular component (GO): cytosolic small ribosomal subunit; ribosome
Molecular function (GO): structural constituent of ribosome; RNA binding
Source: RefSeq, a predicted model, not a curated record